Messenger RNA from Gorilla gorilla gorilla (western lowland gorilla), 2087 nucleotides. RefSeq names its product solute carrier family 51 member A (gene SLC51A). Bases 699 to 1856 code for a protein of 385 amino acids. The record is from RefSeq and is a predicted model, not a curated record. The transcript is spliced from 10 exons. Lineage: Eukaryota; Metazoa; Chordata; Mammalia; Primates; Hominidae.
AAGGCUUUAUUAGGGGCUUCCGUUCCACCACGGGGGAGACAGCACCGCAGGGAGAGUUCUCCGGCUGGCUCCCCAGGGGAGUGUGUUGUGGCGUCUUGAGGAGGGCGACACGCGUAAUUCAUGAGGUAGGUGAGCGUUCCUGCAGGAGUGACAGAACACACAGGGAUAGUUAGGAAUCGCGGUAACACGUACAUCGCAGGAUCAGAACACGACGAGAAAGCCUCUCCCUGGCAGAGGCUUUUGUUUUGUUUCUGUCUUGUCACCGAGUCUGGAGUGCAGUGACAAGAUCUCGGCUCCCUGCAACCUCCGCCUCCCAGGUUCAAGCGAUUCUCGUGCCUCAGCCUCCCGAGUAGCUGGGAUUACACCACCACACCUGGCUAAUUUUUGUAUUUUUAGUAGAGACGGGGUUUCACCUUGUUGGCCAGGCUGGUCUCAAACUCCUGACACCUCAGGUGAUCCGUCCGCUUCGGCCUUCCAAAGUGCUGGGAUUCCAGGUGAGAGUUCCCGCGCCGAGGCAGAGGUUUUGGUCUUGUAAUGAGGCCGAGGGUAAAGAGUGGUCGUGCUUCCGGCUUCGUGCACACAAAGGCAAUGGAGUUCAUUCCCUGAAGUACAAGAUUGAAAGUGCGACGCUGCCUAUCUUCAUUUUUCAAGGUCGUGUGAUCAGUGGAUGUGGCAUUUUGUGUAAGAUUUAUAGUGGAAUGCUGCUUAUCUUAAUUCUUUCACUGUCCUUCAAUGAGCAGGCAAGGCCACCCUGCCCCCCGGCCCCCACCUGCCCGCCCCGCCUGCCCUUCCUCACCCCGGGUGCCUGCGGGAUUGCUGGAGAGAACGCGGCGAUGGAGCCGGGCAGGACCCAGAUAAAGCUUGACCCCAGGUACACAGCAGAUCUUCUGGAGGUGCUGAAGACCAAUUACGGCAUCCCCUCCGCCUGCUUCUCUCCGCCUCCCACAGCAGCCCAACUCCUGAGAGCCCUGGGCCCUGUGGAACUUGCCCUCACCAGCAUCCUGACCUUGCUGGCGCUGGGCUCCAUUGCCAUCUUCCUGGAGGAUGCCGUCUACCUGUACAAGAACACCCUUUGCCCCAUCAAGAGGCGGACUCUGCUCUGGAAUAGCUCGGCACCCACGGUGGUGUCUGUGCUGUGCUGCUUUGGUCUCUGGAUCCCUCGUUCCCUGGUGCUGGUGGAAAUGACCAUCACCUCGUUUUAUGCCGUGUGCUUUUACCUGCUGAUGCUGGUCAUGGUGGAAGGCUUUGGGGGGAAGGAGGCAGUGCUGAGGACGCUGAGGGACACCCCGAUGAUGGUCCACACAGGCCCCUGCUGCUGCUGCUGCCCCUGCUGUCCGCGGCUGCUGCUCACCAGGAAGAAGCUUCAGCUGCUGAUGUUGGGCCCUUUCCAAUACGCCUUCUUGAAGAUAACGCUGACCCUGGUGGGCCUGUUUCUCAUCCCCGACGGCAUCUAUGACCCAGCAGACAUUUCUGAGGGGAGCACAGCUCUAUGGAUCAACACUUUCCUCGGCGUGUCCACACUGCUGGCUCUCUGGACCCUGGGCAUCAUUUCCCGUCAAGCCAGGCUACACCUGGGUGAGCAGAACAUGGGAGCCAAAUUUGCUCUGUUCCAGGUUCUCCUCAUCCUGACUGCCCUACAGCCCUCCAUCUUCUCAGUCCUGGCCAACGGUGGGCAGAUUGCUUGUUCGCCUCCCUAUUCCUCUAAAACCAGGUCUCAAGUGAUGAAUUGCCACCUCCUCAUACUGGAGACUUUCCUAAUGACUGUGCUGACACGAAUGUACUACCGAAGGAAAGACCACAAGGUUGGGUAUGAAACUUUCUCUUCUCCAGACCUGGACUUGAACCUCAAAGCCUAAGGUGGAUGGCUUGGACAAUGAAAGGAUGCUGUACUCAUUAGAAUACAAGAUUCCUUUACUGUCCCUCAACCUUGACCAAAUGGGAAGCAUUCCCCCUUGUCAACACAAGCUGGCAGAUACAUUUGACUCUACAGAUGAAGGUGAACAAUGUUAGGAUAAAAUUGCUUUGGAUCUUGCCUGGAAGGUGUUUUAAGUUUUGUAAUAAACAAGAUGAUGUCUGAAAAUGUGUAA